Messenger RNA from Rhagoletis pomonella (apple maggot), 589 nucleotides. Its product is annotated as protein new-glue 1-like. Gene Ontology annotation, molecular function: protein binding. The transcript is spliced from 2 exons. The coding region runs from base 68 to 421 and encodes 117 amino acids. NCBI's taxonomy places the organism in Eukaryota, Metazoa, Arthropoda, Insecta, Diptera, Tephritidae. The record is from RefSeq and is a predicted model, not a curated record.
AAUAUGUGCUAACUGUUCCACAAUUUCAUUUUCAAGAAGGUUUUAAUAAAAACAAGCAAGAAGCAGCAUGCGUCUUUUAGUGCUGUUGUCAUUUUUGGCCUUAGUAGCAGUGUCCUACCAACAGACGUCGUCGUCUAAUAGCACAACAACCACUGCUACAACUACUACUACUACUACAGCUGCAACGACUACAAAAUGUACCAUCAACUGUUCCAGCACCUAUAAUCCAGUUUGUGCAACGUACAAGGGAAGACGUAUUACCUUCCUAAAUCGUUGUACCUGGAGGGCGAAUAGGCGUUGUGCCCGCAAAAAGGGUACCCUAUCCAAAGUUGGCUUACGUUUUAUAAAAACCGGCGCAUGUAAUGCAAGAAGAAGAAUCAUUAGACGACGUGUCGUGCGCAGACGAAGCACAAGUGGAUAGUGCGCAUAUGCGCCAGUAACUGUCGGAUAGUGAUUUUACUCUUUAGCGACUGCAUGAAGUCUAUGGAAAGUCUUAAUCUGAUCUGAAUCACAUAUGUAUAUAGUUUCUUCGGAACUAUUGCAAUUUGAAAUGAAUCAUAAUAAAAAUGUUUUAAAUGCUACUUAAAAC